Messenger RNA from Cadophora gregata, 1047 nucleotides. RefSeq names its product c-5 sterol desaturase (gene ERG3). The record is from RefSeq and is a predicted model, not a curated record. Gene Ontology annotation, molecular function: iron ion binding; oxidoreductase activity. The coding region runs from base 1 to 1047 and encodes 348 amino acids. The transcript has 2 exons. NCBI's taxonomy places the organism in Eukaryota, Fungi, Ascomycota, Leotiomycetes, Helotiales, Ploettnerulaceae. Gene Ontology annotation, biological process: lipid biosynthetic process.
AUGGAUAUCGCUCUCGAAUUCUGCGAUACCUUCUUCUUCGACCAUGUCUUUGCCAAAGUCUUUCCUGCGUCGCCUCCGCCCUACAGCUUUGACGGAGCUUCGAAUUCUACUAUCGCCAGCUUGAAAGCAGCCUCGCCAUGGCAAUACAAGCCCGCCACUUCCUUCGUCUCUUUUACGCCCCGCGACGCGGCAUACAUGAGCGAGUUGAACAGGGACAACAUCUACCGACAAGCUUUCUCUCUGUUCCUCAUUAUGUGGUUCGCUGGUGGCGCUCUCUACUUCAUAGUCUCAUCCCUCUCAUACAUCUUCGUCUUCGACAAGACCACCUUCAAACACCCAAAGUUCCUCAAGAACCAGAUCCGCCAGGAAAUCAGACAAGCCUGCGACGCCAUGCCCGUCAUGUCCCUCCUCACCAUGCCCUUCUUCCUUGCCGAAGUACGAGGCUACUCGAAACUCUACGAUAGCUUGGACAGCGAGCCUUUCAAAUAUUACAACCUCCUACAGUUCCCCUUCUUCAUCCUCUUCACCGAUAUGUUCGUCUACUUCAUACACCGCGGCUUGCACCACCCACUCGUCUACAAGACGCUUCACAAGCCCCACCACAAAUGGAUUAUGCCCACCCCAUACGCAGCGAUCGCAUUCCACCCCGUCGACGGCUGGGCGCAAUCUCUCCCCUACCACGUCUUCCCGUUCAUCUUCCCGCUUCAGAAGAUCGCUUACCUUGCACUCUUCUUCUUCGUCCAGGUUUGGACCGUCUUCAUCCACGACGGCGAGUACGUCGCAAACAGCCCCAUUCUCAACGGUGCCGCGUGCCACACUAUGCACCACUUGUACUUCAACUACAACUACGGACAAUACACCACACUAUGGGAUCGUCUGGGAGGUAGCUACCGCAAGCCUAACGAGGAGCUAUUCCGUAGGGAAAGCAAGAUGGGCCAAAAGGAGUGGGAGAGGCAAUGUAAGGAAAUGGAGGCGAUGGUCAAGGCUGUUGAAGGCGAGGAUGACAGAUCCUAUGGUGCUCCUGAGACUGUCAAGAAGAAUAUCUAA